GAUGGCUAUUUUUCCUCAAAGAUAAUUCUCAUAUUAAAGAAAAACAUAAUAAUAUUAAAAAUAUGGGAUUAAGUCACUCUUCAAAUUAUCAUUCUUCUCACGUAAGAAGUGCACCAAUUAUUGUCGAACCAUUUCCAGAUUUGUACCCGCGUUUGGACAUUUUGGAUUUCUAUGGUAAUGAAACAUACAGACCACAAUUCGAUUUGUUAGUUCAAAGUUAUCAAUCAAUCUAUGAUCGCCCCUAUGAAUAUAUGCGAUCAUAUUAUCAGGUUGCUGGAAUUCAUGGGUUACCUUAUACGGCCUAUGAUGGUGUAACUGGUGAACAUGAAUACAAUAAUCAGUCAGAAUGGGUAAAAGGUCGUUGGGGUGGAUAUUGUCAUCAUGGAGAUAUUUUAUUUGCACCAUGGCAUAGACCAUUAAUUCUUUUAAUUGAAUCAUUAUUAGUUAAAGAACAUGUUGAAGCGGCAAAACAACUUCGCCAUCCCUAUUGGGAUUGGGCAGAUGAAAAAGCAAUAAAAGGUCAAAAUCCAACUGAUAAACCCAAUUAUAAAAUUUCCAACAGGAAACAUAUUCCAUUUACAACAGCUGGUUAUCCUACUAUCAGAUAUCCUAAUUCUAACUAUGAUCAAAAUGAUGAUACACAAAUGGGAAAUUUAGAUACAGAUCAUCCGAGUCCUUUAAAAGUUGCUGGUGCAUCACAUUUUGCAUCAAUUGAAACAACUCACGAUGCUUUUCAUUUAAUAAUCGGCGGUCCUGGAUGUCAUAUGGCUCAUACAGAUAUAGCUUCAUUUGAUCCAGCGCAGAUUUUCGUAAAGUUGACUAUAAAAACGGGUAAAUUAUUUGGACCAUACGCUAUUAGAGUAUUUAUUGACUUGAAAAAUGCGACUGCUCAGACAUCAGUAACUUCACCUCAUUUUGCUGGCCUUGCUGCCAUGUGGCCUAUGGAACGAUUAGGAAUUCGAAGGCAAACAUACGAUGUGCUUCCUGAAGUUAAUCCUAAGACAGGCUUAUUGAAUCCAAAAUCGAUUUUUGACAUUGAUAGGGGUUCCUAUUUUGUUAAAUGGUAA
This is a messenger RNA of Dentiscutata erythropus, 1067 nucleotides long. Lineage: Eukaryota; Fungi; Glomeromycota; Glomeromycetes; Diversisporales; Gigasporaceae. The record is from the annotation of a GenBank genome assembly.